Molecule: messenger RNA, 3933 nt
Organism: Amphibalanus amphitrite
Lineage: Eukaryota; Metazoa; Arthropoda; Thecostraca; Balanomorpha; Balanidae
Product: metalloendopeptidase OMA1, mitochondrial-like
Exons: 9
Coding region: 182-1414 (410 amino acids)
Biological process (GO): protein quality control for misfolded or incompletely synthesized proteins; mitochondrial protein processing
Cellular component (GO): mitochondrial inner membrane
Molecular function (GO): metalloendopeptidase activity
Source: RefSeq, a predicted model, not a curated record
AAUAUUUCCGUUGGUUGGAAACGGAACUUGUGGCAAAAAAAGGAACUUGUGGCAGUUUGUGCAUAUCAUAUGAUAUUUUUCAUCUUUUGCUGUGCGGAUAAACGAAAAAUUGCAGUAAAAAUAGUUCAGUUCAUGCGUACCAUUUAAAAUCCGACACAGUCCCGGUUCAUCAGCAUUCAGUAUGCUGAGUGUGGCCCGGGGCCUGGCGGCGCGGACCGGUCGGCUGACGGCUUGCAGCGGCGACCGGUGCGUGCUCGGGCCGGCCGGGCGGUGCCAGAGGGCGGCCGCGCUGCGCACCUCGGCACCCCGGCCGGCGCCGCUGCCGCCGGCGGUGUGGCUGGUGCUGCGACCCAUCACCAAGCUGGCGGCCGUGCUGUUCGGCAGGGCGUACCGAAAGUGGUGGCAGGCGCUGCCCAAGAACAAGCGGGCCGUGUUUAUGGCCAGUGUGCGCAGAAAUCGCCGCAAAAUCGCCGCCGCGUCGGCGCUGGUGGGAGGUCUGUCGCUCAACUACUACUACUCGCACCUUCAGACCACGCCCGUCACGGGACGUACCCGAUUCGUAGCCUUCACGCCCGAGCAAAUCGUGAAAAUCUCGCAGGAAGGCUUUGAAAUGAUGAUCGAGGAGCACGCGAUGGACACCCUACCUCCGGACCACGGCUUUUACCGGACCGUGGUACGCGUGGCGAACCGGCUCCUGUCCGCCAACCGAGACCUGGCAGAGAUGCAGCGCGACUGGGCCGUCACUGUGGUGGCUGACGACGCCCAUGUCAACGCCUAUGCCAUGGAGUGUGGCAACAUUGUUGUGUUUACGGGAAUGCUGCUAAUGUGCGACAAUGACGACCAGCUGGGCUGCGUUUUGGGCCAUGAGAUGGCGCACACCGUCCUAGGGCACUCGGGUGAGCGUCUGAGCAAGGCGCACCUGCUGGAUCUGCUCAUGAUCCUGCCGCUGGCCGCCAUCUGGGCCUUCCUGCCCAACGACGGCAUCAGCGUGUUCGCCCACUGGUUCUUCAGGCAGAUGGUCACCCUGCUGGGCGACCUGCCGCACAGUCGCGCGCUGGAGACGGAGGCGGACGAAGUCGGCCUUCAUCUGGCUGCUAGGGCGUGUUUUGACGUGCGAGAGGCGAGCGCGUUCUGGGCCAAGAUGUCGAUGAAGAAGGAGCUGGCCGGCGAGGCGGACGUGCUGGAUUGGCUCUCCACGCAUCCCGCCGACGCCUCUCGACGAGAGGGGAUCGACCAGCGGAUACCGGAGCUGGAGCGGGUCCGGGCGCUCUGCCGGUGUCACCCGAUGCCGGAGCGGGACCCGAGAGCUGUUGUGGAGGAGUUCCGUAGGAUGCUACUGGAGCAGGCCGCAGCCAGACGACCGCACCCGAAGAGCGUGCCUCUUGAACUACCUCGCGCCGGAUCGGGUGGAUAGCCAACUACAAUUAUGACUGUGUUCAACCGAAACAUACCCUGCACCUGCCAGCAAGCGCGGAGAAAACUCGGUCACUGCCUUACAUUGUGAGUACGAAACCAAGAGAAUCAGGUUGGAAAAGCGGCUUGCCACGGGGUUCCUAUGAUUCGACUACCCGUACGAAUACAAUACAUACCUCCAAUAUCGCGGGGCUCAAAUUUCACGCUGCACGAGUCUGUGGCGCGUCGAACACUGCAUUUAAUUCGACGGUGCUUAUUGUGCUCAUUGUGCCCCCUCGAAACUACCAUCCAGAGUAGCUCAGGACAUGUAAUGCCUCGACUGAGUGUCGCCAGUCCUUUCGCGGAUGUGAUAGUGCAAUCUGGUGCGUGUAAUAGAUGGUGAUUGGUGCAGCUGCUGCACUGUGCUUUGUUGGUGAUUGGAUGAACCUGGUGAUAACUUUUUAGUCAGUUUUAUGGACAUGGUGUGACAACUUAGGAAGUGAGUGCUGUUAUAGUGAAUUUGAGGUAAUGAAGGUCGUUAAAGUUGUUGAGACCGAGAUAUACUGUACUUUGUUGAAGACCCUGUACGAAGCGCAUAUUGUGAGUGCGAUUUCUUACUAGUUUGAUUGGUCGCCUCAACCACGCCAUGAAUUGUGUGCUAUUUAACGUUUGAUAUGGAAUGAAUUAUUAUAGCCUGUUUGGAUAUACCGUGUACGAAUCUGGCAUUCUGUCGAGCCUGCUACCGAGCCCAGAUUUCCCAGUUCAUCUCAGACCUAAAAAAAAAUCGCUCUAUCAGGAGGAUUCUCUGAUUAAGACUUGGGAUGCUUGGGCAGUAAUUAAUCUUGACCCAUUUAAGAAGGCUGAAACACAUCGUGAGCAUUGCUCUUAACCCGCGAGUUGCUGGGGGGGGGCGUUAAACGCCCCCACUUUUUUCGCCGGUCCAUAGCAUAAAAACGGCGCGCCGCAGGCGCGCCAAAUUUUGGGUACCUGUAGGGAAUUGAAUAAAGUGUAUUGUGACAAAGUUUCAAAAAAAUCGGUCGGAAAAUUUUUGAGAUAUCGAGGUUUUAGUGACGUCAUGAUUUCUGAGUUUUCGGCCAAAAACGGCAUAUGUUCAAAAAAUCAUAUAAAAUCACAGAAUAGACAUACAGACAUGCCGUAAACGCCAUUAGACUGCCAAUACCAUGAACAAUCAAAUGGCUAUCUUCGAUUAUUGAUUAUCGUUCCGCAUUUUCCAAAAUCUUGAACUGAAUCUUGGGAAUUUCUCGUGACUUCUUCACGACCAUGAUACAUGCAUUUCUUAAAUUGAACUUUUUAAGCCAAACACGUACACAUAUGAUAAAAGGAAUGUCACCAUCGUGUUCUACGCUCCAAAUUACCCAUAAAACAUGUGUCACAGGCUGCGAAUAUCAGUUUUGAUUUUCGGGGAUAUGUGCCUACCCGGUUGACCUGACCUUGACCCUGACCUAUGCUUUACUGACCCCUACAUGGAGCUGACACUCUUGUAGGCCUUAUAUGAUGGAUUGUGCACCGUUUUGACAGAGUUUAUGACGAGAGGCGCCCAUUGCGAAGUCCUGAAGUCCAUGCUACUGAAAGCCCGAUUUCAGGUGUUUGACCUGACCUUGACCCGACCUGUGACCUCAAAAUUCAACUUUAAAGUACUCAUCUGAAGCGUCUCGUCGCGUUCUUUCGUUUGCCGCCUCGUGCGUUUCGCUGCGCCUAUUGGUUCUCGAGUUAUUGGCUGGGGGCGUUUAACGCCCCCCCCCAGCAAACGGUGGGUGGCGAAAUACCCCAGCAACUGCCGGGUUAAAGGUAGACUGCCACCUUUUUUUCCACAAAACGGUUUUCACUAGAGCUGAGCCACCUAUGUCCCAGACUGAAGUCGGUUUUCCGAAAUUCGAACCCGUUUGCGAGAAAUCGGAGACCAAAGUUCAGUUUGAUGCCAUUUUUUUAGUCCAAGAAAACCGACAUCUCUACUGUUUAUCGAUAACUUUGAAACAUGAAUUUUCUUAUCUUUUGGUAAAUAUAUGUCAAAACUUUGAUUGUUUCGAGAUCAGAGAAGAAUUUUGGAGUGUCAAAAUAAAAGUUAAACUUAUAUAUUCAGUAGUUCAUUUUUUCCAAAAAAGUGUGGGAAAUGGGGUUUAACAUGGGCCAGACCCAUUCCAAAUGAGCCAUGAUUUUUAAAUGUUUUACGAACUUAAAUGCAAAAUAAAUUAAACAUGGCCAAUAUCUUAUGAAAUCAUAUAUUAGUAAAUCAUAAAAUACCUUACUUUUUCAAAUAAAAUGUAAUAAUCUUAUGACCUUGAAGUCUAGUGAUGUGUAAACAUUGUCGCUAGACAUUAACCGAUUGAUAAUUGUAUGAUAAUCGACAAUUUUUUUCGCGAUUCACGUGAUGAUACUUUGUCAGGUGAAUUCUAAAAUUUUGUUUUGUCCAGGGAAUAAAUCAUAGGCCGAUCUGAGAAAACUUUUUGAAGGUGGCAGUCUUCCUUUAAGUCCCUUUAAAUUAGCAUGAUAAAUUGUCAAAAAAUAUAUAUGAUGAAUGAU